AAUAUAGAUCAAAUAACAUUUCUAAUUUUGGCCACUUAGAAUAUUAUGUUUUGUUAUAAAUUUAGUGAUGGAUGAAAUAUUUUGUUGUACAUCAACAUAGUAAGACCAUCUUACACAAUUUAGUUAUAUGCAAAUUUUACAUAACUUAAAAUGGCCUUAAAUCAACCAUACGUGACGGAUUAUUCAGUGACAAAAUACUUUACUUUAUUUAUUUUGUCAAUGAAGAUAAUCAAAAGUACUGGCCCAUGGUUUUUGUCCAGUUUUUAACUUAAAACAGCAUAUAACAUUAAUAUCAAGAGCUUUUAUACCACUAAUUAAAUUUGCUUUAGUGUAUAUAGUAUUCACAUCAUAAUAAACGAGGCAAAAUACAUAUGACAAAGUAUUUAGAUACCUUUUUUCUAUAACCUUCACCAGUUAAUGAAUGCAAGAGAAUAUAUUCUUGGCACAUUAUUGUAGUGCUAUAAAUUUAAGUAUGUUGAUCAAGAAGAGCUUAGAGAGUUUUUCGGUCACUUAACAUCAAUUUUCUCUCUUCACCAAAAAAAAAUAUCAAUUUUCUCUCUAUAUAAGCAUAACAUACAUCGAGUUUGUUUAGAAGAUAAUUACAUCUUUGUCGCUUUUGUUGUUCGAGAUAUGUCAAGGACUACCAAGCUCAGUCGCACUGAUGAACAUCACACAACUAAGGGAAGCUAGGAAGGCUGGUCAUCAACACCACUACAUGAGCCGAUUUGCUGCCGUACAGGCAGAAGAAUACAACCAAGGCCUCAAAAGGGAACAAACCAACAUCGAAAGAUUCGAGGAAUAUUACCUUAAAGAAGACGUAGGAGGAAUAAUGUCUAGCAAUAAGGGUGACAAUGAGAAGGUGAACAAAGAAUGGGUACCACAUCCACGUACCGGUAUAUACUUCCCUGAAGGACAAGAUUGGGUGCUGAAUGAUGUCCCCAAAAACUCGGCUUCGCUAGGACAAUCACAGUAUUGGCUAAGGAACAUUCAUGGAGCUGAAAAGCAUGAUCCUGAUAUGCUUUCUGCUGACCAUUAUUUCCUUACCCAACCUCAUGAAUAAUUUAAUUAACAUGCAUGCAUGAUAUGCAUGUAUGUUAAUUGAGCUACAUAACAUACGUGUAUUUAUUUAUUGCAACUGACUAUUUCACGAUUUUAGAACUCGUGUUACUAAUAGUGCACUAGUAAUAAAGUUCCCUAGUUCAUCUUCUGUCAUAGGCUACUUUAUUUGUGAGUUUACUUCAUGACUGAGUAGAAAAGCUAAUUAAGUAGAUAAAAACUUAUGCAUGCAGUUUGUCUAACUAUGUAUUACAUUAACAAAAUGCUUCCUAUAAAAUAUAUACUGUUA
This is a messenger RNA of Chenopodium quinoa (quinoa), 1345 nucleotides long. RefSeq lists its product as uncharacterized. Bases 662 to 1060 code for a protein of 132 amino acids. The record is from RefSeq and is a predicted model, not a curated record. The transcript is spliced from 2 exons. Lineage: Eukaryota; Viridiplantae; Streptophyta; Magnoliopsida; Caryophyllales; Amaranthaceae.